Messenger RNA from Dinoponera quadriceps, 6362 nucleotides. Its product is annotated as box A-binding factor-like. The record is from RefSeq and is a predicted model, not a curated record. Gene Ontology annotation, biological process: cell fate commitment; negative regulation of transcription by RNA polymerase II; positive regulation of transcription by RNA polymerase II. NCBI's taxonomy places the organism in Eukaryota, Metazoa, Arthropoda, Insecta, Hymenoptera, Formicidae. Gene Ontology annotation, molecular function: RNA polymerase II cis-regulatory region sequence-specific DNA binding; DNA-binding transcription factor activity, RNA polymerase II-specific; zinc ion binding. The transcript is spliced from 8 exons. Bases 2039 to 4711 code for a protein of 890 amino acids.
UUUUUAUUUUUACAUAAAAACUUUUUAUUUUCGUUUUUACAUUGCAUUACAUUACAUUAUAUUGCGUUUCAUAAGGAAAAUUAUGAUGUAUUUUUACAUGUAUUCAAUCAUUUUUCAAUAACAUUCAUUUUACUUUUCAUCGAUUUCAUAGUUUCACUUUCAACACAAUAUUUCUAUCGGGAUCAGCGUGAAUAUUUACUUGAUACAGAAAUCUUGCAGCUCAUGCAUAUGAAUGUGUCAAUGUGUCAAUGUUCCAAUCAUGGAAAUUCCAAAAAAUGUUUUCGUACCUUUCUAAUUAAAUUUAAAAGUCUAAGAAAGACACGAGAAUUGGCAGAAAAGUUUUUACAUAAUUUAGUUAGAUUUUCCGUUAGAUAUGAUAAAACAGAGUAACGCACAUUCAUCGUAUUUAUAUUUAUAUCGCACUUGCAUUUAUGCAAGAUCUAUAUGUACAAGAAAUACAAAAGACCAACAUGAUCAUGCCAUCAGUGUUAUAUAAUAUGAUAUUUUGAACAUCGUUUUUUGUUAUCGACGCCUUUCAAUUAGUCAUCGAUUUUGGCAUCCCCUUAAACGCAAAAAAGAGUCAAAAAAAUCAAGCCUCAUGGGAUAACAAGAUCCCUUCUAUGGUUUCCUUCUAUAGUUCCAUAAUUCUUAGGUCCUUAAUCUUUCUCGAAAUAACAGUGUCAGUGUCCUUUUGUUCCAAAUAGGCAUCUAAUCCAGCUGAGUGAUGGAGUUCCAAAACAAAGUUAGAAAAGACAUUAGUUUUUUUGACGUCAAAUAUCCUCGACUCGGACAUUAUUUUCUUUUUGACGUCAAAUAUCCCCUGACAUUCAGUAAGGCAGUAGAUCAUUCCUGUUGGGAGCUUUGCCUUUCUUCUUCACACCCUCCAAAAUAAUGCAGGAUAAAAGUGACUCGUUAAACAGAAUGACCUGCGUAUGUGUCGCAGGGACAGCCUCGCCGGAAACCGACGCCGAUUUUGUGCCUACUUCCACUUAUUUUUUUCCUUCUCGGGAGAAGAUCCCUCCGCGUUCGAAAAGUCGUAGAACCCCCGGGGAGAGGUGUUUAUAAAUUUCGUUGCGCAAAUCCCGGAUGCAGGCGUCUCGGUGGCGCGCGAAAACGCGAAAGCCGCCUCUCGUCGCCGGCUCAGGAUGGGAGGCAGAAGGAGCACAGGGUUGGUCAUUAGCUGGCUCCCCUCGCGCUGAUAAGGAAACCGCGCGCGUCACGAAAAUGCCCGCUGCGCAGGCGCGCGCGCACGGUUGUGUGCGGAAGGUGGCAUAGAAGCAUGACGAUGAUAAAAUACCGCGCGACUUUGCCCCCUCGCUUUUCCCCCAGUACCGCGAUUCGCACAGAGGCCCCACUACCGCCGCUGCUCCGAUCCAGGGGGCACGAACCUUCCCUACCUCCGCGUCUAUCAUUCUCCCUCUCCCCUCCAUCCUCUGUCACCCUCGCUCUCUCGCGCGCUCCUUCCGUCUCGCUCUGCCGCGGUAUGCUCGCUUCCCCCUCUUUAUUUAUCCUCCUUCGUUCUCCUCCGUCUUCGUCUCGUCUUCCUACAUUCGCGCGACUCACUCUGGACGGACUCGCGUUGUUUCUUUCUUUGUCACCGCGUUUCUCUCUCUCUCUCUCUCUCUCGUUCCUUCGCUCGCUCGCUCGCGCUCCAUAAACUCCGUAUGUCCUCUAUGUACAUAAUAUACACGGACCUCGCUCCCGAACAUAGAGCAGCGGCUAAUGCGGGUUCUCGUAUAGCCGGCAAAGUCCGCGGUCUUCAAUUUUCGUCUAGUCGUCGAUCCGCGUGCAUCAGCGAUCGGUCCGGCGGACGCACACCAGCUAUUCGGUGGGCGGGCGCGAUUAACACCCCGCGGAGGCAACAGGUUCGGACGUGAUCGCGGCGUCGAGCGCACGGGAAUAAGGGCUCACGGUGAGAGUGUGAUCGCUCGUGACACCGCGGACGCUGCGGGACCGAAGGGGUCGUCGCAGCGAGGGGGAAGUGAGUGAACACAGGAGUGUGCGAGCCACCGCCGAGAGGAGUCAGAUUGCACGCGGGAUGAAGAGGAGGAGGAGCGACGACGACGUGAAGCCAGCCACCAAGUACCGGCAUCGGGAGUACAUGUUGCUCGACUAUGUCGAGGGGGCCGCGGAGCCGACGUCGCAGAUCGCCCGAGAGGCGGUCAUCGAGUGCGAAGAGAGGGAGGCGGCGGCGGCAGCAACGGUAACGAUAAAGAGCGAGGACGUCAUCGAGCACGGAGUCGAGCAGCGACAGGAGCAGCAACAGCAGCAACAACGUCAACUGGCGUACGUGGCGAGCGAAGAGGCCGGGAAGGAGAGUGUGGGCGUGCUGAAGGCGGGACAGCCGGAAAUGGAAAAUGGCGCCAUAGUAGCCGCUUCGACCGGUGCCGAAGCGGUUGCUAUUGCGGUCGCCGCCGCCACCGCCGCCGGUGAUCACACGGAGGAUCCCAGCGCCACCUACACGCUCCAUCAGCUGGGCUACCAUGCCGCGAACAUCAUUCGUAGCGGCUACCUCGAGGAAGACUCACCCCGCUACGAGGGUGGCGAGAUAAGGGAGGAGCAGCAACAGGUCUCCCAGUCGUCCCACCACCACCACCACCGGCAGCAGCAGUCGCAACACCCGCACCACCAGACGCGGCAGUACGUCCAGCUCGGGGCGAGAGAGGUCCCGGUUCCCGAGGGAGGGGAUAACCGGCAGCACCCGACAGAGGCCUCCGUCGCAACGGAGGGAAGCAGCGCCGGCAGUCACAUGCCUCACUCGACGAUGCAUCGCUACGGUACCGAGACGCUCUCGCCGACCACGAGCGAUCAUCAUCCGCAUCAUCAUCAUCAACAGCAGCAGCAUCACCACUUGUCCGAGGUGCAUCAGCACGGCGCGUUGUCGGCCCAUCGUCAUAUGGACGAUCAGCAGCAUCACCACGAGAUUGAGACGGACGACGUGGAGGAGCGAGGAGUGAGCGGUAUCACGAUCGCCAUGAGGACCCGGGCCGAUUACUUGGGGGUGCUCCUUCCCAUGAAUUCGUCGAACGCGGGCUCGGGCAACGGGCCGAGUAAUCAUCACCAUCACUCGCACCACUUGGACGACGUGCUGUCGGGAGACUCCUACCUACAGCAUCAUAUCCGCGCCGGCGCUACCGGCGGCGCCGCCGGUGGCGCUUCCCCGUCGGUGAGGAUGGCCGGCUCGCCGACUCCCAGUCACAGUCCGCACGAUGAUCAGGUGAUGUCGUCGCCGCAUCGCCAGGUCCAAGAGGCCGGAUACAGUCCGAACGAUCAGGGCAGGCUGCAGUCCUUCACGCAUCUCACCGCCAUGCAGCCGUCCUCGGUGCAGAGCAACCACGCAGGGCUCCAGGAGCCGGAGCGCGUCACCGAGCAGCUCUACAUGGACUCGAUCUACACGCACCACGCGACCGGCACCCCGCAUCAUCAUCAGGAGCACGACCAGGGCCCCUCCACGCCGCACUCGCCGAGCGGCCCGCUCUCCAGUUCGUCAUUGUACCGGUCGAUGAGCAGCGGUAUGGGCACCGGAGCGGGGACCGGAGGAACCUACACGCUCCCCUACAUGACGAGCAGCCCGACGGAGCUAGCCUCGUCGCCUCAGCUUUGGAACACUCAGGGCCUGAGCCCCGGGCUACCGAUUUCGGAGGAUUACAGCAACAGCAAGUCCUCAGCUACGGUGCCUCAUCAGUCAUUGCCGGCCUUCUCGUCACAGCCUUUUGGCGCUCGGUCGAGUUUUCGUUACAGUCCGCCGUACACGACUCAGCAAGCAGGAACUCCCGGCGGCACCGCCGACGCCAGUUGGUCGUAUGCGUCUCCGACGAACGAUCAGCUGACCCCGCAAUACGGCACACCGUCGAGGCGGCAGACCGUUAACCCCGCGACAACGCAGCAUCAGCUCAGCACCGCUGCGGGCUUGCCAAUGGGACACAGCAUCGAGGCGGAGUACUAUACGGAGGGCCGUGAGUGCGUGAACUGCGGCGCGAUUUCCACACCUCUUUGGCGUAGGGACGGCACAGGGCAUUACCUCUGCAACGCGUGCGGGCUGUACCACAAGAUGAAUGGAAUGAAUCGGCCUCUGGUCAAGCAACCACGCCGUCUGUCCGCCACAAGACGGUUGGGUCUCGCUUGCAGCAAUUGUGAGACCACUAUGACGUCACUCUGGCGUCGCAACGCAAUGGGCGAGCCUGUCUGCAACGCUUGCGGACUUUACUUUAAGCUGCACGGCGUUAACAGGCCGUCCACCAUGAAGAAGGAUAGCAUUCAGACGCGAAAGCGAAAACCCAAGGGUAGCAGCAUGAAGACCAGCGACACGCCGCUCUCCGCCAGCGUUGCGCAAUGCACGAACAACAACAACAAUAAUAAUAACAAUAACAGCGUGAAAAUCGAGCCAGCAGAUACCUAUGGCGAUAUUCGGAUGGCACAUAGCGGUGUGUCGCAGGUGGCAUACGCGAAUAUCUACAGUAACGCACAGGCCGCCAGCAGGAUCGUGUCCUACCAGCCUACGUCAACCAAUCUCUAUUACGACAUGAUCACGCAGCAGCAGCAGCAGCAUCAACAAUUGAUGGAUUCUCAUUCGCCUAAGAUCAGCGGUGAUUCUCCACCUUGCGCGACGCGCGGCCAGUCGCCGGAUCAUCACCAGCUCACCUCGCCACACAUCGUUACUCUAGGCAGUAGUCCGUCGACCAGUCCAGGCGAACCCAAGACGGGAAUGUAAAUAAUGAAACACUGAACUGAAUCUCCGAAUAUCUCGUGGCCUCCUGUUUCAUGCGUUUUAUUCUAUUAUUCUUUUCCCUUUUUUUUUCUAUUUUUUUUUCCUCUUUUUAGAGAGAGUGUAUGAAGCGCAUGAGCCGAUAAUGCUAUAUAUGCAUAUAUAGCCUGUACUCUCGGAAGUGUACAUAAUGUAGGAUAAGUUCCGAUGGCGCUACGGUCAGUAGAACUGUAUAUAAUUUUCUAGUGCGAAUUCCUCGAAGGUACAAGGAUAUUUUUAAACGAGAAAAGACCGAAGGUCGAGUUGCAGUGAGAGUACGUCGUGUACUAGAAAUGUCUCACUGGGGAAUGCACAAAACGACCAUAUUUGGGAGAAAGAGGGAAAGAACCAAAUAACGAUAAUGGAAGUGCCUUGCGUAUACACGUAAGGCAUAAUUGUGGAACCCCUUGUUGUGAUACGCGAAUCACGGUAGUUAUGACGGAGGAACGUUAAGGGGCCUUACUUCAAAGCCGUCAAGUCGUCAAGUCCGAACUAAUUCUUUCCAUCUUAGCUUUAUUAUUCUAUAUUUAUGUACAUUUUAUUAUUUCACUCGUUAUAUUCUUUUAGCAUUGCUACAUUUUAUCAUUUAUAGACUCUAGUAUUUUAUUAUUUGUUAUUAGUCAUGAUGCUACCGGCUAGCAACGUAUGUUUAUCGCGGGCGAGAGUGAAAAUAGAAAAUAGCGUCAUUAGAAAGAAAUCUAGAACAUUAGGAUGCACUUUGCAAUUAAGAUAUGCGUCUCGUUUAUUGUCUGUUUUCGUUACUCUACUCUCUUUUUACGUUUCUUAACCAAAGAAUCUUUCAACCAAAGAAUUCGUGACGAACACACGUUGCUGCGGAUCUUCACGCUCUGUUGACAACAUUUGCUUGCGUAAUUCUAAGAAAUGUCAACAGUGCGCGUGCAUGCAUGCACGCACGCGUGUCGGUGAAAUUCAUUUCGAUUGUUUCCUUCGAAAUUCGCCCGUUGUGCACGCACGUUUGGAUAAUCUCGGCCGAAGGAAACAUAAUCAAUCGACUUUUCACUUCCGACGUCGCCCAUUCAAAUGGCACGUUGUUCGGCAUUUAAUGUGUUGUUCGCGAAAGCAAAAUUGUCAGUAGCAACACAACUAAUAGCAAAUGAUGUACCUCGCGUGAGAGCGACUAAAGUUAACAAUUAGUAAUAUUAACGAUAAUGGUAAACUUAGGAUUAUGUAUAUUCUACGAGUAAACAUAUCUGACGGCUAUGCGUAGAUACUUUUCUAUUUUAUUUCACGUUAAUGUGUCACGGUGGAUUUUCAUCCUAACUGACAUAUUUGACUCAAUUCGAGGAAGAUGACCGACUGCGUACGCGCAUCUUUCGCUGAUGCGUGCCGCAAACGGCUUGUUUUCUAUAGGGACCAAUUGUUUUAUAAAAUGAUUAAUCUUAUAAAAUAUUUAGAAUAUGAUUAUGAAAUAAUCGUGAGACAAUUACUUUCAAUCCGAUCAAUUAUCGACCGACUUUAUACCACAUAAGGUUCAGUUGGAACAAAGUUCACCGACAUGUUGCAUCUCGCCGACAAAUAUGCCAUUAUGCUUUACAUAAUAUAUUUUUAGUGUUGUACCGAGAGAUAUCGGUUAUUUUUAAAUAAAAAGGGAUUUAAG